AAACAACAAAAUCAAAAAGCUUGAGCAGUCUUCAUCCGUGAGAAAAUAAUCUAUCAAAAAUACAACAAUGUCAGUGUUGGCCAAGACUGACUCCGAGGUGAGCAGCCUCAGCCAGUCCUCUCCGGCGCGCUCACCGCGCCGCGCAGUCUACUACGUCCAGAGUCCAUCGCGCGAUUCGCAUGAUGGCGAAAAGACCACCAACUCCUUCAACUCCAGCCCCGUCCGCAGCCCUAUGGGCUCACCCCCUCACUCCCACUCCAACUCUUCUCUUGGUCCUCACUCUCGGGAGUCCGCCUCCACUCGUUUCUCCGGCUCCCGCAGCAAGAGCAGCCGCAGUAGCGGUUCCCGCCGCAAGGGUUGGAGGCCAUGGAAAGAUCAGUUUGGUUCCAUUGAAGAAGAAGGGCUUCUCGAUGAGGAUGGAAACCCUCAUGGUCUCACUCGUAGGUGUUACUUCCUUGCUUUUAUUGGGGGAUUCCUUGUGCUUUUCUCUCUCUUUUCUUUGAUACUGUGGGGUGCAAGUCGAUCCCAGAAGCCCAUCAUCACUAUGAAGAGCAUUCUAUUUGAUCAAUUUGUGGUGCAAGCUGGUGAGGAUUUCUCAGGAGUGGCCACCAGCAUGGUGUCCAUGAAUUCCACAGUGAAGCUCACCCUUCGUAACUCUGCUACAUUUUUCGGUGUCCAUGUGAAAUCAACACCUCUGGAUCUCUCCUACUCUCAACUCUCUGUAGCCACUGGAACUAUAAAUAACUUUUACCAGGCGAGAAAGAGUCAGAGAUCCAUUACAAUAACAUUAGUAGGAAAUAGAAUUCCACUGUACGGUGGGGGAGCAAACUUGGGCAGCUUAAAUGGUGCACCCACUCAACCAGUGCCGUUCGCACUCAGGUUCACGGUGAGGUCGAGAGCUUAUGUUCUGGGAAAAUUGGUGAAGCCCAAGUUCUACAAGAAGGUCGAGUGCUCGGUGGUUAUGGAUUCUAAGAAGAUGAAUGUGCCCAUUGCUUUGAAGAACACAUGUAGUUACCAGUGAAUGGACAUUCUAAGGUGCGGACUCAAAAAGUGUGUAUUAGGAGCGACUUUGAUCUACCAGUUGACCUGUCGCCCCUGAUGCACAUCAAUAUUGUUCGCAUAAGAGACUACUCUAUUAGUGAAUUGAUUGAUUGUCUUCUCUUAGUCAUUAAGUGAUAAAAUGACUGUUAUUU
Messenger RNA from Malus domestica (apple), 1193 nucleotides. RefSeq lists its product as uncharacterized. NCBI's taxonomy places the organism in Eukaryota, Viridiplantae, Streptophyta, Magnoliopsida, Rosales, Rosaceae. The record is from RefSeq and is a predicted model, not a curated record. Gene Ontology annotation, cellular component: plasma membrane.